CCCCUGCACGGGGGAUUUGGGGUUGUGCCCUUUUGUUGUGAGGAUGGGUGGCUGUGGUGUGGCGGGGGUGCUGGAGGGAUUGGCAUCCACCGAUUGAUUUCUGUAUUUGGAUGGGAUCGAUGUCGGGCUGCCAAGCCUGGAGUUAGCUGCCAUGCUUAAGGGGGAAGGAAAAAGAUCUCGGAGAUGUUAAAUCCCUAAGACUUGGCCGGACUGCUUGGGGGGUGGGAGGCAGAGCUAGAAAAGAGCCCGCGGGCGGCUCGGCUCGUCGUGGCUGUCCAGGGUUUUUCACUUCUCCAGAGCAUAAAGAGAAAACCCUUUGCGCCGAAUGCCAUCGCAUGCUGUGGAGGGAAGGGGAAGGGGGCCGUGCGGGGUGGCUCUGAAACGGUGGCAGCGUUGGAAACAUCAUCGCCGUGUGCUUCCGCUGGUUCAUAUCUGUGUUCCUCAGGAACGCUUUACCCUUUGUCCUAGGCGAAACACGGGCCCACAGAGCCUUGCUUCUCCGCGUCCGGCAGCAGCAUUUUAUCUUCUCUUUUGUCCUCUUCGGUACAACGCAAUCUGAUGUCUCGUCUCAUCAAGUCUAAUUCCAUCCUCCCUAGGAAUCGUUGAACCCUGUUCAGAGAUGGAACACCAUGGAGAUUCGAAGAUGUUUAAGCCUAAUGGAUCAUAGAAGGUACCCGACUCUUUAGAGCAAGUGCAACGUAGAGCUCUGCUGUUGAAAGAAAACUGAGGACUUGGAAGUGCUCACAGUUCUUUAUCCUCUUGGGAUGGAGCACACGGGGAAUAAGUGCUGAAGUGUAGCCUAUGGGUACUUCUAAGGCAAAAAUCUCUGUGGGCUUAGCGUGUGGGAUCAUGUAAGGGACAAGAACUCCAGUUACCGUGGAUUUUUUGAAAAUCUGCAGAGGAACUAUAAGAUUCGUCAAGCAAACUUUGGCUGGCAGAGGGUCUGGAUAACAGAUAAAACAAUUCAACCACCAUGAGUUGGAGUUUCUUGACCCGUCUGUUAGAGGAGAUUCACAAUCAUUCAACCUUUGUUGGCAAAAUCUGGUUGACAGUGUUGAUUGUCUUUCGGAUUGUCCUUACUGCUGUUGGAGGGGAAUCCAUCUAUUAUGAUGAACAAAGUAAGUUUGUGUGCAACACAGAACAACCAGGCUGUGAGAACGUUUGCUAUGACGCUUUUGCUCCUCUUUCACAUGUGAGAUUUUGGGUGUUUCAGAUCAUUCUUGUAGCCACUCCGUCUGUGAUGUAUUUGGGCUAUGCCAUUCAUAAAAUUGCCAGAAUGGUUGAACAUGGUGAAACUGACAAAAGAACCAGAAGUAAACCCUUUUCAGUGCGCUGGAAACAGCAUCGUGGCUUGGAGGAGACAGAGGGUGACCAUGAAGAAGAUCCGAUGAUGUACCCAGAAAUAGAGCUAGAAAGUGAGAAGGAGAACAAGGAACAACCACAUCCCACCAAAGCUAAACAUGAUGGCAGGCGACGAAUUCGAGAGGAUGGACUCAUGAAAAUCUAUGUGCUACAACUUCUUACUAGAACUAUGUUUGAAGUUGGCUUUCUUAUUGGUCAGUAUUUUUUAUAUGGUUUUGAAGUCAGCCCAACGUUUAUAUGCAGCAGGAAACCAUGCCCGCACAAGAUAGAUUGUUUCAUUUCAAGGCCAACAGAAAAGACCAUUUUUCUAUUAAUAAUGUAUGGGGUGAGCUGCCUAUGUUUAUUUUUGAAUGUCUGGGAGAUGCUCCAUUUGGGAUUUGGAACUAUCCGAGACGCACUAAACAAUAAAAGAAGAGAGCUGGAGGACUCUGGUACCUAUAACUACCCUUUUACUUGGAACACACCAUCUGCUCCUCCUGGCUAUAAUAUUGCAGUCAAGCCAGAUCAAAUCCAAUAUACUGAAUUGUCCAAUGCCAAAAUGGCUUACAAGCAAAACAAAGCCAACAUAGCUCAGGAACAGCAGUAUGGGAGCAAUGAAGAAAACAUUCCAGCUGACCUGGAAAAUCUGCAGAGGGAAAUUAAAGUGGCUCAGGAACGCUUGGACCUUGCAAUCCAGGCUUACAAUAACCAAAACAAUCCCAAUACUUCCCGAGAAAAGAAGUCAAAAGCAAGCUCAAACAAAAGCAGUGCCAGUAGCAAAUCAGGAGAUGGGAAGACCUCUGUCUGGAUUUAACGUUGUUUGGGUUUGACUUGUACUUUUCUCUUUGUUUAUGGUAAUCAGCAACUUGCAGAAUAAUUACUUCCAUUAAAUAAAUAUUUGGCUCUGUUUAUCUUCAGGGAUACUGUUGGCUAAUGAUCCAGGCACUCAAAAAACUGUUCAUGCCCAUGUUCUAGGAUUAUAGAACUUUUCUUGUGUCUUCCAGGUCAGGAGAAGAACAGGUAUAUUUAAAUCAUUCUCAUUGAACGGUUUACACUGUAUGUACAGUAUCAUGGUACAUUUAUGCACAAUUUUUUUGUAUUUGUACAUUGAAUCUCUUCAGUUACACUUUUUUAUAUUAAAGAAAAGAAAAAGUAGGUAACUCUUAGCAUUUUGCUAGUUUUCUUACAGUGGUCUCUAGACCUCUUUUUCUCUUUUUUGUUCAAAUGUGAACCUGUCUAUGCUGCGUUUCAAAGUGCCUUGUACAUGUCCACAACUUGGAGGAUGCUUUUGUGACCAAAAGAGCCUGCUGAGUAUUGAUCACCUAGGAGCAGAGUGGUGAAAGCUUUGGGGAAUGUUUGCUAGUGGUGCCAUCGAGUGCAUAUUUAUAAAGUUAUUUGAAACUUUUGAAAUGGAGGUGUCAUGCUAAUUAGUAGAUGUCAUAGUGUUGCACCUGCAGUUUAAAUUACUUUUAGAAAGACAUAUGCAUACUAUAGUGCAUAUAAUCUUAAAGGAAUAAAGCCAUACAUAAUGUAAGCUUUAUCCAGCAGGGGGAAAAGAAACCUUGAACUCCUGUAAUAUGCUUUAAAUGAAAUGACUGUUUAUUCAAUAAUUCCAGAUUGAUAUGGUAUAUAUGGGAAAUAUGUAUUUCAUAAAGUCUGUUACAAUAUGAAAACACACGAGGGCAUUAAAUUGUUACAGUGACUCUUGGAUAAUUGGAUUGUAUGGAGUCACUCUAAAUUGUACAUUUUCUGUAUUGCAUUAGAGAGAAGUUUUGACAGACAUAAUCUUUGUUUAGAAGAAUAUGUUGCAAGCAAUUUUCCAACUACAAGUGACCAAGAUGUUUUACCCCCAAGUCCUCUUCACUCCAUCAUGUCCAAAGGCCUCGGUUCAGACAGAGCAAUAUGUAAAUUUUGUAUUUCUGCUUGAGAGACCAGUUGUGUUUGGCAUUCUGAGGAUUUGACAUUAAACUUAAAUUUAUAAUUUGAAAAA
Molecule: messenger RNA, 3331 nt
Organism: Alligator sinensis (Chinese alligator)
Lineage: Eukaryota; Metazoa; Chordata; Crocodylia; Alligatoridae
Gene: GJC1
Product: gap junction protein gamma 1
Exons: 5
Coding region: 974-2155 (393 amino acids)
Biological process (GO): cell communication
Cellular component (GO): connexin complex
Source: RefSeq, a predicted model, not a curated record